AUGGUUGCCUUCCGACAUUUUACAGCCGCAAUCCAUGAUUUCGAUUUAGCCCCUGUCUUGGACGUGUGGGUUGCCUCUUCGCAACUGACCUCCCCACUUGACGCUCAGUCGCCGCAAUCCUUUGUCGUAAGAGCCCUCGCGAUAGUCUUUACGACCGCGUUUCUUGGCACCGAUCUCGCUCCCGUCGGCUCGAUCGAUCGAUCAAGAGAUUGCAGAGAUCGUCGUCUGAUCGUCGCAUUACAAGAUGCUCUUGUGCAUCGAUCGGAUCUGACUGUUGCAGGAACGAGGCUGAGGCUGGUCAGCCUCGACCGACCUUGUGCGGCUCCCAACUGA
Mycosarcoma maydis (corn smut) is the source of this 333-nucleotide messenger RNA. RefSeq lists its product as uncharacterized. The coding region runs from base 1 to 333 and encodes 110 amino acids. The transcript has a single exon. The record is from RefSeq and is a predicted model, not a curated record. Lineage: Eukaryota; Fungi; Basidiomycota; Ustilaginomycetes; Ustilaginales.